Molecule: messenger RNA, 2836 nt
Organism: Macrosteles quadrilineatus (aster leafhopper)
Lineage: Eukaryota; Metazoa; Arthropoda; Insecta; Hemiptera; Cicadellidae
Product: mitochondrial protein C2orf69 homolog
Exons: 8
Coding region: 144-1178 (344 amino acids)
Cellular component (GO): mitochondrion
Source: RefSeq, a predicted model, not a curated record
UUUUUGUACAUAAAUAUUACGGACAUUUUUGCUUACUAUCACUAUUUUCAGCAAAGUAUCUGUGGAAUAGGGAUGUAUUUCUUAGUACAGGUGCUUUGUAAAAUGGAGGGGGAGACAGUACAUUUUACCUAACGAUGCUGUGAAUGAGGUUUUCUUCUACUCUUGCAUGUUGCAUAAAACGUCUAUUCACUACGGGAAAUACAGCCCAAAAGGAAGCGCAAGGCAGGAUGAUGGGGUGUCCAACCCUGCCCUGUCCUUUGCGAGUUCAGGAGGUGAAGGGGUACGAGGGACGCACCAACGACGUCAUCUACUGCACACCUAAGAACAUGGAGCUGCCUCACUCUGCCGUUGUGUACUUUGGGGGAGAUGUCCAGGACUAUCCUGAAGUGAUGGAGAGCCACCGAGACAACAAGAACUACCUCAAAUGGAACUUGGAAAACACAGCUCUGAUCUUACAGACAUCAUUCCCAGAAUCUCACAUAGUUAUUGUGAAGCCUUCAAGAUACAUGUCACCCAAACUAGCCACGUUCAUGGGAAUUGUCUGCAAUGACUUGGACCACACCAGGAUGGAGUUCAAGACUUUUGCCUGCUAUGACAACUUUGUACCCUCCAACAGCUGUGGAGUGCCGGAGCACACACCAGACCACAGUGCACUGUUACAUCUGGAGAGGCUGUUGCAGAAUCUAUCCUCCCAGGUCAAAGACAUUGCCAAGACGGAGGCUAAGGAGGACACAGAAGAUAUCCAGUUCCCCUCCUUAGACAAGGUGGAAAUCCAGCUUGUGGGGUUCAGUAAAGGGUGUGUUGUCCUGAACCAGUUUCUAUAUGAGUUCCACUACUCCAAGACGCUUACGCCGGACGAUGACUCCAAGUGUCAGGUCGUACCUCACAUCACAGACAUGUAUUGGCUCGACGGAGGCCAUGCGGGGGGUAGAAACACUUGGAUCACAUCUAGGAAUCUAUUGGAGACUCUCACUAGGCUAGGAAUCAGAAGUCACAUUCACGUAACACCUUACCAAAUCAAUGAUGAUCGUAGACCGUGGAUUAGAAAAGAAGAAAAAAUGUUCAGCGAUCUGCUUCACAAGAUGGGUGCUGCCGUCGAGAGGACGGUGCACUUUGAAAACCAAGUUCCUUCACUAGAGACUCAUUUUACACUUAUUACAGAGUUUAAAAAGUCAUAACCGAAAAUACAUGGUAUAAACACUGUUUAAAACUAUCGCCAUGCCUUAUACAAUACUCUAUGUUGAAUUGACCACAGUAAUCGUCUUUGUUAAUUUAAAACACCUGUUAAGUGUAUUUGGGAUAUGUAAUUUCGUAAUGUUCUAUGUUACUUAACGAUUUGUACAUGUGUAUAUACAUCGUAUUUAAUAUUCUAAGUGAUGAAUUAGUAAUGAAACAAUGUUCAAAAAGGUUUUGCAUGUAACUUGAUUUACAAGUUUUCUGCUGCACAGUUUCAGUUGUUUUGGAAUUGAAGUGAUUGGAUUCUUACAUUGGAUUAUGUAUCAAAUUUUUUCUUUAAAAGCAAAACAAACAAAUUAUGUCCCAUUAAAAUUACAGGAUUAUUAAAAUACCUUUACAGUAGAACCUCUUUAAUCCGAACCCCUGUAAUCCGAACGUCCACUAAUCCGAACGCCUCAUUUCUGUACUCUAUACACAGUACAGUAGUUCUUUAUUGUAUAAUGUAUUUAUUGAUAUACGCACCAUAAUUAUUUUAAUUGUAAUAUACAGUACUGUUCGUACCCUAUGUUUACCACUGUAUUUAAUAAACACUGUAUUUUACUUUAUAAGGUAAUUUUCACUUUUCUCUAACUAUUGUUAUGUAAAAACAACAAUAUGUUCUGUAAUACGAACUAUUGAAUGGUCUGAACUACCCCCGGUCCCAAUUAGUUCGGAUUAAAGAGGUUUUACUGUAUUUUCAAGCUUUUCAAAUAUAAAUCAUUUGUUUCUAUCAAAGUUAAAAUGUGUUCAUCAUGUUGUGGUUUUACAUGUACGGUUGCAAUGGAAAAUGUGAAUGCACCAUUAGUGCAUUUAACCACUAUUGACUCAAAGAAAAAGACUUGAUUAGUAUUAAGCUAUAUAGAAGUGAAAAUGUCAUAUUUGUCUCAAUAUUUAUUGUAAUAGUUUAUAAUAUCUCUUGCUAUUUCACUUUUUUUAAACGACAAACAUUGCAUUUUAAAUUCAUUCUAUGUUUUGAGAAGAAAUAAGAUUUGUCUUAUCUAUUUAGGGAAUUUUUUUAAUGUACUAACUUUGUAUUGUUGUUUUGUUAAUCAAGUAAUUUUACAACUCUAGACAAAAGUUGUUACAACACCAAGUUUCACUACGAAACCAUAGAAAGUUAUCUUAGAAAAAAUCUUUUCAAUUGAUGAAUUUUUAGAACCAUCGAACGGGUUUGUGAUAUGGUUAAGUCAAUUUCUUAAGUUAAUUUUUACAAAACUUAUAUUUGAGGAGGGCAAAUACCUCUUGGAGUUAAAAUUUUUGUCUUGGAGGUCUCGGAAAGAAACAAAAAAUUAACUGAUAAGAAAGCUUUAUUAUUUUGAUUGGCUAUACCUUUGACUAUCAAUACACUUCUGUAUCCAAUAGUCAAUGGCUAUACCAAUCAAAUUUUCAAAUCAUCGAUUGAUUUACUGUCAUUAAAUAUGUAGUUAAUAUUAAAUUGUAGAUUUUGUAUGUGUCAUAUUUAUUUUGUCAAUUUAUUUGUAUAUGUUGAAAUACUGGUUCAGCUCUUUUAUAUUUUGUUGACGCUUUGAACAUUUGUUGUUACUUGUUAUUAAGUUAUUUAUUGUAACGCAAUUUUAUUGCAAUACCAAUAAAAUCGAAAUAAAUUCCUUUUUCAAUUUAA